Messenger RNA from Lampris incognitus (smalleye Pacific opah), 3227 nucleotides. RefSeq names its product WD repeat domain, phosphoinositide interacting 2 (gene wipi2). The coding region runs from base 118 to 1401 and encodes 427 amino acids. The transcript is spliced from 12 exons. Gene Ontology annotation, molecular function: phosphatidylinositol-3-phosphate binding; protein binding; phosphatidylinositol-3,5-bisphosphate binding. NCBI's taxonomy places the organism in Eukaryota, Metazoa, Chordata, Actinopteri, Lampriformes, Lampridae. Gene Ontology annotation, cellular component: phagophore assembly site membrane; extrinsic component of membrane; cytosol. Gene Ontology annotation, biological process: protein localization to phagophore assembly site; autophagy of mitochondrion; nucleophagy. The record is from RefSeq and is a predicted model, not a curated record.
UCAGUGGGAACAAGGCAGGGGAACGCGAUGGCUUUUCAACCCUGAAUCCCUGCGCAAUUUAUCAAUCCGACUGCUGCGUUUUCUAUCGAGGCUCUAAACAUAGAUGGUGCCGUGCUCAUGAACCUGGCUAGCCAAAGCGGGGAUGCCGGCGGAAGCCAGCUCCUCUUCGCCAACUUUAACCAGGACAACACAUCCUUGGCCGUUGGCACUAAAUCAGGAUACAAGUUUUUCUCCUUGUCAACAGUGGACAAAUUGGAACAGAUUUAUGAAUGUUCGGACACGGAGGAUGUGUGUAUUGUGGAGCGCCUGUUCUCCAGUAGCCUGGUGGCCAUCGUCAGUCUUAAGGCUCCUAGGAAGCUCAAAGUCUGUCAUUUCAAGAAGGGAACUGAGAUUUGCAAUUACUCUUACUCCAACACCAUACUGGCCGUCAAACUCAACAGACAGAGACUGAUAGUAUGUCUGGAGGAGUCACUUUAUAUUCAUAACAUCCGAGACAUGAAAGUCCUGCACACCAUCAGAGAGACCCCACCUAACCCCUCAGGCUUGUGUGCACUUUCCAUCAGCAAUGAUAACUGUUACCUGGCAUACCCAGGAAGUGCCACCAUAGGAGAGGUCCAAGUAUUUGACACUGUCAACUUGCGAGCGGCGAACAUGAUUCCAGCUCAUGACAGUCCUUUAGCUGCGCUGGCGUUUGACGCGAGCGGAACCAAAUUGGCCACAGCCUCAGAGAAGGGCACGGUGAUUCGCGUCUUCUCCAUCCCAGAGGGACAGAAGCUCUUCGAGUUUCGACGGGGAGUCAAGAGGUGUGUGAGUAUCUGCUCAUUGGCAUUCAGUAUGGAAGGCCUCUAUCUGUCAGCCUCCAGCAACACAGAGACAGUCCACAUCUUCAAACUUGAGACGCAGAAAGAGAAAUAUGUGCCAGCAGAGGAACCCACCACAUGGGGAGGGUACCUAGGCAAGGUCCUGAUGGCAUCUACCACCUAUCUGCCGGCCCAGGUUACAGAGAUGUUCACCCAAGGACGCGCCUUCGCCACCGUACGACUGCCCUUCUCCGGACACAAGAACAUCUGUGCCCUGGCUGUGAUCCAGAAGAUUCCAAGAUUGCUAGUAGCUGCAGCUGACGGCUAUCUGUAUCUGUACAAUUUGGAUCCCCAGGAAGGCGGGGAAUGCACACUAAUGAAACAGCACAGAUUAGAUGGUAGCGCAGAGCAGCCCAAUGAAAUCCUAGAGCAAGGGUCACAUGAUCGUCCACUCGUUACCCAGACCUACAGUGCUGCUGUUACUAAAGGUUACUGCGAAGAACAAGGUGCCGUGGGAGGGGCGGGGCUGGAGGACGACCUCAACGACUUGCGUUUGGAGGAGGAGAAUGAGCAGCCGCCUCUCAUCCUAGAGACCGACUGAAGGGAUGGCUGCAGCCACCGAACAGAGGGCUCCUCUGGUGCUGCUAUGAAAAUGUGACACGAGUGGGGAGGGGCAGGAUUAAAGUCAGGGGUGUAUAUAUACGCUCGAAAUGUUCAAGAGCCUGUCGGUCAGUUUAUGUGUCUAUUUGUCUGUCCACACAUCUAUCUCCCCCCCCACUCCCUCGUUCCCUCUCCCUCAGUCUACCUGUGCAGGUGAGACUGAAGCUUUGCAUGUACAUGUGCCAACUGCUAAAAAACAUGCUCCCACAUGAAAACCAGUACGAGAGUGUGAGUGUCAGUGUCAAACAUAUCGAAAAUGUAGCUCUGUCUCCACUCGACACACACACACACACACACACACACACAAACAUAAACAAAAUGAAAGUGAUGUUUAAGUGCCUCUCUGCCCAAUUGUGAUGAUAUUUUGUUUGAGAGCAUGAUUUUCCACACAUAAGCUUGGUUAAAAGCUGGGCCUUUCUUUUUUCUUUUUUUUUAAUUUAAAUCAAGAUUGUGUAUUAUAUCUUCUGACCCUCCCCUAUUUUGGACAUAGUAUACACUCACGUGUGGCGUCCUGUGAGAUGUGUAUCGUUUGUGGCCUUGGUCCACACAGUUUUGACUCUGUUUUCUGAAGAAUGUUUUUAGAAGCUGAUGGCGUGAGACAGAGGUCUCCUUGUUUUAAUAGGUGUGCUGUUGCAAGUUUGUGUGUAUGUGCGUGUGCGUGUGUGUGCAGGCUGAGAUAGAAGUCGUGUGUGUGCUGGGCAUGUACAUUAGCAAAACAUUUAGAAAUUUGCCUACACUUCUCCCCGCUCUCUUUUUACCCAAUUGAACCAGAGGCUCUUUAGCCCUCUCUGCCCCCUUCUCCCCCCAGAGGCCUGCCGUCAUUGGUUGAUUUGAAACUGAUAUAAAUGAUCGUGUGGUUGUUUUUUUUUUUUGUUUUUUUUUAACAUAGGUAACCAAUCCAUAACCAAUGAUGUGUCAUGCGUAGCAAAAUAUGCUUGGUGUUUCUGGCGUGGUACUGUGUCCAUAUGUUAAAGGCACUCAGCUGAUAUAACGGCUGAUCAAAAUCGGACGGGAAAUCGAGUCAUAAAAUGGAACAAAGCUGUCGGCGUCGCAGCGUUAGGCCUUCAUCUGCUCCUCUGAAAGUCCUCCUCAACCCAUCUCUCCUUCUCUGUACAUUACUUGAUGUGACAAGAUAUCGUAUCACUGUACCAUGUAGUCGUGUUUGAGCUUUCAGAAACUCUGGGAUCGCACAUUGCGGUUGGCGGUCAAGUUGAAGUUGGGGGGGGGGGGGUUAAUCUCACUGGCCCGGGGCUGAGGCUCAUCAUCUGGUCCAGAACACUACAUGAUUUCCCAUGAUCAUCUGGUGUGUGGGGCGAGAGCCACUAAAGAAGGGCAAGUCAUGGGAAUUUGGAGUGUCAGACAUUUUCUAAUGAUUUUGUAUAAAAAUGUGAAAUGCUCAUCUGAAACUAAAAUGAAAAUAAAAUCCAUGUUGAUGUAUGUUUGGUGAUAGGUGGCUUUUGCUUUUGUUACUCUGCUGUCGGCUCACUUCUUAAAUACUUCACAUCAAGGGAAGGACGUUUAAUUUAGAUGGUCUGCUGUGGUUAGAAAUGAAUCAGUAUGUAGCAUUGUUUACUGUUACAUUAAACGUAUGUCUGUAUCAUAUGAUGUAAGGACACGGAGGACCUACUUUUGACGUUUUUUAUUUAAUCCUGCAUCUUGUGGGUCAUAAUUUUUUUCAAUGUAUUAGCAUGAGCAUCAUGUGCUGGCUAAUGAUUCAUUUUGGCUUUUUGAGAAGGGAAUUAAAUUUACAGUUUAUUUUAACAUCAA